AUGCAAGCUGGGGUGGGAUCCAAGCCGGUCCUUGGAGCUUACGAUAUUGGCGAGAAGAUCAUUAUCAUCCUCGUGUUUGGGCUUUUUAUUGCCACGAUAAUCCUCUUUCAAAGCCAUAUCACCCGGGAACCCACCGCCAUACCGAUCGAUACCAUGUCUCGUCAUCCUUUACGCAGCGUCUUCCGCGUCAUCAAACGUCUGCAAAGCAACCGCGGCUAUCUUAACUCACGCGAAACUUUUCUCUGCCUCUUCUAUACGGUUCCUAUGGCGACGAUCAUGCUGGUGUUCUUGGUCAGAAGAUCUGGAACAGAAGGCUUCUAUUAG
Colletotrichum higginsianum IMI 349063 is the source of this 324-nucleotide messenger RNA. RefSeq names its product Rta1 domain-containing protein. The coding region runs from base 1 to 324 and encodes 107 amino acids. The record is from RefSeq and is a predicted model, not a curated record. The transcript is spliced from 5 exons. NCBI's taxonomy places the organism in Eukaryota, Fungi, Ascomycota, Sordariomycetes, Glomerellales, Glomerellaceae.